Molecule: messenger RNA, 1230 nt
Organism: Pipistrellus nathusii (Nathusius's pipistrelle)
Lineage: Eukaryota; Metazoa; Chordata; Mammalia; Chiroptera; Vespertilionidae
Source: the annotation of a GenBank genome assembly
AUGGAGGGCGAGAGUACCUCGGCGGUGCUGUCGGGCUUCGUGCUCGGCGCGCUGUCCUUCCAGCACCUCAACACGGACUCGGACUCGGAAGGUUUUCUUCUUGGGGAAGUGAAAGGAGAAGCCAAGAAUAGCAUUACUGAUUCCCAAAUGGAUGAUGUUGAAGUUAUUUAUACAAUAGACAUUCAGAAAUAUAUUCCGUGUUAUCAGCUUUUUAGUUUCUACAAUUCUUCUGGUGAAUUAAAUGAGCAAGCACUAAAGAAAAUACUAUCAAGUAUCAAAAAGGAUGUGGUGGGUUGGUAUAAAUUCCGACGCCAUUCAGACCAGAUCAUGACAUUUAGAGAAAGACUACUUCACAAAAAUUUACAGCAGCAUCUUUCAAGCCAGGAACUUGUUUUUCUGCUAUUAACACCAAGUAUAAUAACAGAAAGCUGUUCUACUCAUCGGCUGGAACAUGCCUUGUAUAAACCACAGAAAGGACUUUUUCAUAGGAUACCCUUAGUGGUGACCAACCUGGGCAUGUCUGAACAACUAGGUUAUAAAACUGUAUCAGGUUCCUGUACAUCAACUGGUUUUAGCCGAGCAGUAAAAACACACAGCUCUGAAUUUUUUAAAGAAGAUGGAUCUUUAAAGGAAGUACACAAGAUAAAUGAAAUGUAUGCUUCUUUACAAGAUGAAUUAAAGAGUGUAUGCAAACAGGUAGAAGAGAGUGAGGAAGCAGUAGAAAAACUUCUAAAGGAUGUAAACAGAUUAAAACAAGAAAUUAAAAAAAGAAAACAAGCACAGAUUCAAGCAGCACGAGAGAAGAAUGUCCAAAAAGACCCUCAGGAGAACAUCAUUCUUUGUCAAGCUUUACGGACCUUUUUUCCAGACUGUGAAUUUCUUCACUCGUGUGUUAUCUCCUUGAAAAACAGGCAUCUCUCUAAAAGUAGCUGUAAUAACAAUCACCAACUCAAUGUGGUAGACAACCUGACCUUAAUGGUAGAAUACACUGACAUUUCUGAAGCUAGUCCAGCUAGCAUUGCACGGCAAGAAAUGAAGCGUAAAGCGUUAGAUACAGAUGACAGAAGGCAAUUCAAGAAGUUACGGCUGUUGGAGAUACAAAAUCAACCAUCUAAAACAGAAACUGAUAAUAGUAACCAAGAAAAAUCAUCCACAAGCAGCCUGGAAACAGAUGAGGAGAUUGAGAAAAUGAAGGAUUCUGGUGACUAUCCAAGAUCUCCUACAUUUUGA